GGCACUAUUGCUAGAUCUGCCGGAUUAUUUUCGCUCGUUCGUGGGUCCUGGCAAAAUCACAUCGUCUGGUGCUUGACAGUUGGAUUUCUUGCAAUCACAGGAGCUUUCUAUUUGUUUGGAGCUGUAGUAGUAUGGCAUGCGGAGCCAUAUGAUCGGAAGAUGACAAGACAUAUAUUUGCUGCCUUUACGGGGGUUUUGUGCCUCUGCGUUGGGGCAGGUGUAUUGGCAGCCCUCUACAGCGACUGGGUCGCUGCUAUUGUGGAUAAUUAUGCCGGAAUCCAGUUGGAAACGUUAAGGUUCUAUACUGGACCUAUUUGCGGCGAAGAGACUGCCAUUCUCUCCUUCUAGCUUAUGCUACUACCCCUCAAAUUGAUCCUUGC
This is a messenger RNA of Hyaloscypha bicolor E, 380 nucleotides long. RefSeq lists its product as uncharacterized. The record is from RefSeq and is a predicted model, not a curated record. The transcript has a single exon. Bases 160 to 348 code for a protein of 62 amino acids. Lineage: Eukaryota; Fungi; Ascomycota; Leotiomycetes; Helotiales; Hyaloscyphaceae.